Symbiodinium sp. CCMP2592 is the source of this 4002-nucleotide messenger RNA. The record is from the annotation of a GenBank genome assembly. Lineage: Eukaryota; Dinophyceae; Suessiales; Symbiodiniaceae.
AUGUUCAACAAAAGAUCUUUGACAACAGAAGAUGUCCAGGCCGUUGCUCCUGCAAAACGAUUCAGGUCCGAGAUGGUCGACAUAUUUUUAAACAAUGAGCUCAGUUCUGAGCGAAGCGCUCGAGUACUGCGGUCAGCACAGCAAGCCGGGGCACUGCAUGUGGAAGAUUUACAGGUCCGCCCAGAGACUCGCAACACCCAUCGGGAUCUUUUGCGAAAAUGUUUCAGAAACACGAAAUGGCCUUCGUUAUAUCAUGCAAAGGUUCGUGGCUGGAAUCAGGCGAAGAAUACGUCUGAAGAGUAUUCCUUGGCAAUUUUGCUGCCUCACGAAUCCUUGCACUCACUGCUCAAAGUGAACACGCCAGAGGCCUUGCUUCAGCAGCAAGCCGAGAUCUUGCCUGACAGGCCUGACCUGGAGAACCACUUGCAUUUUUUGGAGGGUGAGUUGGGCUUGGAUUCUGAAUCCACUCUCCUCAUGGGGAUGUGGUGCGAUGGUGUGCCUUUCAACAGCGACCGAUCCAUGACUUUGGAGACGAUUUCUUUGAACAUCUUUGGCCAGCAGAAUCUUCGCCUGCCUGUUGCGGCCUUUCCAAAAGAAUUUGUAUCCAAAUCGCAAACUUUUGAGGAUGUAUUCGAAAUCAUCCAGUGGUCCUUUAAGCAGCUGGCGACGGGGAGCAUGCCAAGCUGCCGACACGAUGGCAUGCCCUUCAAUCGAACCGAUAGUUAUCGACAACGUUUGGCAGGCAAAAAGCUUCCACUGAGAGCUGCUCUGGCUGAAUUUCGAGCUGAUUGGAGCUGUUACAAGGACAUGGACUUUUUACACGCUUGCGACCUCGGAGUAACAUCCGACUGGCUUGGGUCUUUGCUGUUUUACUUGCAGAAUGAGAAGAUCCGAGGCCUGAGCAAACUCAUCCGAUGUGCCAAGCUGUACCAAGACAUCAAGGCAUACUACGACAGAGCUGGGGUCCAAGAUCGAUUGCCGAAGCUCCUUCCCACCAUGCUUCGUGAAGAGGAUCGAGGCAAGAUCAAAUCCCCCAAGUUGAGAGCCAAAGCAGGGGAAGCUCGAGCACUCGUCGGUGCUGCCAUGGAAUUGGCUACAAAGUAUUUGUCGCCAGCAAAGCCUGCUGAACAGGCGAUGUUGCAUGGCACAGAAGCUUUGCAGUCCAUAUAUGCCUGUCUCAGCACUGCAGCUUGGGACAAGGAAGUCUUCAGAGUUUCUUCUCAGAAGUUUCUUUUACUCUGGGGCAGCCUCGAGACUUACUUCGAGGUGGACAAGCUCUUCAGGGUUAAACCUAAAGCCCAUCAGCUGUUCGAAUUGGCCAGGGGCGAGGUGAACCCUAGCAAGACCUGGACCUACAGGGAUGAGAGCUAUGGGCAUACCCUAGCAUUGCUGGGCAGACGGCGUGGUGGCAAGUUUUCGAUGAAUGCUGCAUGCACGACGGCGAACCGCACUGAUGCAAUGAUGGGUCGUAUGUACAUCUCUGAAUUUCAGUCGGCUUGCACUCGCUUGAGCUUGAGCUUCACAAUGCCACCGAUGCAGAUGGAAAUCGAUGACCCAGACGAUGAUAAGAUUGAAGCUGAAACCGGCAAUGCUCACAAUGCAGUUGUUAUUUGGUCCCAAGACUCCGGUGGUGGGGACGUGGCCGCAGUAAAAGAGGAAGCGAAGGCAGAGGCAGAGGCAGGUCCGGAAGAAAAGAUGGCUGCACUUAUCAGAAGCUUGAAACGCAAGAACUUACAGUUGGAGAAGGAAAACAAGAAGCUGAAAGACUCGCAUGAGGAGCAGUUUGCAAUCCAAAAGCUUGGCAAACAAAAAGAGGGCAAAGCAUCUCGUUACAGUCGUUCGUCUUGGUUUGCAGUUGCUCUGAGAAAGUGCAUGACAAAUGUUGCAGCAUGUGACUUUGGACUGGCGGCCAUGUCCGAUAUCUCUGGGAGCACGGUACUUCGUUCAGAAGUGCGGACUGCUGCAGGUUUGCUGCAUACUUUUCAUUCUUUCAUGGCAGAAGCUUUGGCCUUCGUGGUGUCAUGUCGUGGUAUUUCAGGGAGCGACAAUGUUUCAGAAGAGGACAGCAGUGAAGGUAGUAUUAUAGCUGCCGGAAUUCCAGAGCCUCUUGCCCGAAGCGAAGCCGAUGAAGCAGUUGCUGCCUUUGCACGUCUGUCCUCGCAAUGUGGUGCUAGUGGUGCUCGCACCCGGGAUCGGGCUCAGUGGCAUCUGAAAUCACUGGGAAUACCGUUUCCGCAUGACAUCGUUCGUUGCACGAUGGAGGGUCUGGUUUCUGCAGAAAACAGUUUCUUUAUCUAUGCAGACGUGACGGAUGCCGGCCCCGAUCAAUCCUUGCGACGGAAGCUCAUGCGGUGUGCACUAGCUGAUGUUCCACACGUCUUGUACCUGGACGGGAAUUGCUUGAUGCAUCAGUAUCAUCUCAUUGUCAAAGAGAGCUUAGUGCAUAUCGAUGCUUUUCUCCAUUCGUUACUGCGAGAACCCACGUUUGAUGCAUCCUGGUGUCGGGGUGGUGUCGGCUUCAGCAAGUACUUUGCAUCGAAUGCCAAGAUAGCACAUUAUUGGAGAGAAAGGGUGGAUGAGUUCAUCAAGAAGUAUGAAGCCAUACACGAAGGUGCCACAAUGUCCGGUGUUCAGUAUCGUCGCUAUCCGCUUCGGGUAGUGGGCGGACGAUGGGGUUCGAUCGACCAAGCUGAGCAUUUCUACUUGCAGCGAGGGAAAAAAAACUUGCAGCCAGUUCUCAUGUCGAUGCUUUCUUCGGCCAUGAAAGCCGACAAGAGUGGCAAGGUCGCUGAUGACGGCGGUCACGACGACGUGACGUGCUUACAGGACGACGACGAUGAGAAACAAUCCUAUCAAAUUCGUAUGUCCAAAUGGGCGAAAGGUGCAUUAGCUGCCAUCCAGUCCGAUCUUUACUGGGUUCUCCUUCGGGUAGCAAACCAAACAAGGGCGCCUCUCAGGCAUUUUUUUCAUUGGAUGCAGAAAUACACGGAUUGCCAGCUCUUGCUUCGAUUGGUCACGAGCAAAGCAGAAGCGAUUCGCAAAGAGUUCGAUGGGCUCCUUGCUUCUUUCGACCAGUGGUUCGCCUCAGCAGUGCAAGAAGCCGAUGCGAAGUUUUCAGAUGAACUCAUGGCUUUAGUCAAGGACUUGGCCUUGAGGUUGGUUUUGGCGGGAGCCGGAAUUGCAGCCGAGAUUCUUUCCACGGCAGAUUCCGAUUUGGAAGCGAACACCCUGAAGAUCAAACAUAUCUGCCGUGCGGAGCUUGAGUUCAUUGCUAAAGAGUCGUACUUCGACCUGAAAGCGACUCCACAAGGAAGUCUUCUGUUUGCACUGAUGAAAUCAUUGUCAAGCGUUUGGCACGGAGAUACACAGCUGAUCGAGUCAGUGAACAGCCAGAUUCGCAUGCUGGGUCAGCGGUGCCCUCGCAUGGACUUGUUGGGCAUGAGCUCUAGAAUCAUUAUCAAGAAAACCAUGUCGCAGGUGGCUGGCAAAACGUCCAAAGGCCGAGCUGUGAAGAAGUGGAGCGACGUUCGACGAGCAGCUGGUCCUUUGCUUCAGGAACUCAACCAGAGUGGUAAUGGGUACAAACUAGUGCUGCAGGACAAGACAAGAUUUGACCCACAUGCCACCAAGGGCAUCGCAUGUAAAGACCUCCACCCAGCUCUUCAGAAUGUGGAUUUGGCAAAAGCCAUUCCAGACAGUAAGACAACGGAUGCCUCAAAAUUUGCUGCCGCUCAAGCACUCAAGUGGAAACGGGUUCGUGAGACCGCAUGCAAGCAGUUUUCCCUGGCGACACAGCAAACGAUGCUGUCGGUUUUAGUUCUGCAAGGCACUUCUCGUGGAUCGCUUUUGAACAAUCGUGAGGAUGAGUCAUGGUCAGAGCUUCCGUUGGCAUCGUACCGUCGGCUGGAUACAUCGUCCGCUUACCUUCAUGUGGCCGCACUUCGUACCAGAUACUUGCUAGUCGAGUUGGUCAUGAGCCCUGACCUCAUCUCAGUUGAUUGA